AAUGAGAUUUCAGCGCACUGUACGCAGCCCUCGAGUCCUCACUGGUCGCCGCCCAUGUGUUACGAUCAACACUCUGAAACAAUAAGAAAGCCUAACCACAUCGUUACCAGUGUACAUCUAAAGGGCAUACAGCUAUCAUCCAUACUUUCCAACAAACAGAGCGCAAGCCAGAUUCGCAUAUGCUAUCAGCGUCGGCCUUAACUAGGCUCUUGAGGCCACCAACUUUAGAGGCUCCCUCUGUGGUCUUUUGCCACCUCUGCCUGUCAAGGGUCAAAAAGUGAGACUCACGUUCUGAUGGUAUUAACUGACCUCGAUUCCUCCAAAGACCUCAUUACUGCAACUCUGGGAGGCUGGUAACUCCCAAGGUUGCUCAAGCUUCCAAGGUCGUUGAUGAGCUUCGUGACGUGAUGACUGUGGGGCGCGGUAUCCUUCCGCGAUAACCCUCGCCGGGGUCCAAUAUCAACAACAUCUUGGACAAUUUACAUCUCAAGAUUCGACCAAAAACUACCCCACUUCUCCACAGAAGGCUUUGAGUUCCGAUUGAGUAGAAGGUUCCUUCUGCUGAAGUUUCCACUCGAUAUUUACCCCACCACCCCGAAGAGAGCCGCAACGUUCCGGGCCUUGAAGAUCUAUACUGGGGGCGCCACACCAUCCACAUCCUCUCAUCGCAAGGAGCCAGCGAUGUCUGCUGAUCUUCUUGCCGAGUUCGACUCAUACUAUGUAGCCCCGCAGAAAGGCAAUUCGAAAAAUGCGAGUGAUGGCAGCAGUAAGCCAUCCUCUGGCCUGAAUGAUUUGUCGUUUUUUAGCUCGAACCCUGCCACUUCGGCGCAACCCAGCCACACUGCCCAAUACAGCUCCCAAAGCACCGACAUAUCCGAUUUUAAUACGUUCAGUGGCUUCGAUGCGGGGGGUUCUAGGGAGGCGAGCAGGCAAGAGACACAGGACGAUGGUGAUGGUUGGGGAGAUUUUGAGAGCCCAAUCGCUGAGCCGGAGGCGGUCAAAGGCACCAAUACACAAGGAUCUACGGACCUGUUUGGCAGUGGCAUGCAUAGCAUAGGGUCGGGGCAUGGACAAGUAACAGACGAGUCAAGAUACGGUGCCGCAAGGGUUACGACAAUUCCACAGGGCAACUUCUUACCCAAUACAUCCAACGUAGCCCCGUCGUCCGCUGCUGGAUUCCAUACCAAGUAUACGCCAAAUCCAAAGCCGAGUUCCGCAAGUUCUAUGCCAGCAUCUGUAUUUCCUAAAGAUCCAAAUGUGUUAUUUGAUGCCGACAAUGUCUCGGAUGACGAUGACUUCGGAGACUUUGAGACUGUGGUUACACCACCACAGAAACAAUGGCAAGGUGGAUAUACAAACGACAAUUCUAUAUUAGCUGGAUUUAAUGAUGCUAAAAACCCGCUACCUUCAUCCUCCAAGUCUCGUCCAUUGAACCCCUCUCUUGCUACGGAGAUACCACAAUCAGCCUCAUUGCACGAAGUUAUCCCAUUCGCAGGGCUGGACCUCAACGGGGGCAGUACUGGCGCCACGAAGCAACGAGAUACAACUGCGCCUUCGGGCCCGGCACGUCCUCGGACAGGUGCUGAAUCCUUUCAUGGUUCGUUUGGGAAACCAGAUAUGCAACGAGAAAGCAAGGCCAACAAGAGCAUACAGUCUCCUCCAAUGGUAAAAGAGGACACCUCUAAGCAUACCAGUGGUAAUUCCUGGGACUGGGAUGCAGUCGAGGUUGCGCCUACCCACGAAAUAGUGCAGCCAACAAAGGAAGAUUCGUGGGCUUGGGACGUGGCAGAGACCCAGCCAAAGGAAGAUCAAACCUCUUCUCCAAGCGCUCCACCGCCCACCAAUAUCCCUCCGCCUUCAGUGCUACUGACUGUAUUUCCCCAGCUCCUCGAUCUCUCGCAGUCAAGCCUCUUUCAACCAGUGUCAAGCCAGCCAUUUUCUCUCAAGAACAGGAUACUGUCCGACCCAACAACUAUCAAUUUCAUAAGAGCUUACAUUCUCCUGGCAACCGUUGCAGGACGAAUUAUAGCAGGCCGUAAGUACCGCUGGAAACGCGAUACACAUUUAUCACAGGCUAUGAAGAUCGGGCCCGCUGCAGCUGGAGGAAAGGGUGGCAUGAAGCUCGUGGGAGUCGACAAAGCUGAGAUAAGCCGCGAGGACCGAGAGGCAAACGAGUUUAUUCGAACAUGGCAGGAUCAAGUGGGCCGUCUCCGUUCAGCUGUUGCCAUUGCCAAUUCCAGCAUCCGAGAUACCUCGGGGCAUAUAAUAGUGCCUGAGAUCAGCGGAUCAAUGCCGGUGCGCACAGCGACUGCGGCAGAAGGCGCUGUUACUGCUCCGAAACCCUGUUUCAUUUGUGGCCUAAAGCGGGAUGAACGGAUUUCCAAAGUCGACGUUCAAGUGGAGGACAGCUUCGGGGAGUGGUGGGUUGAGCAUUGGGGCCAUAAAGCUUGUAGGAACUUUUGGAUGGAACAUGAUAGCAAAUUAAAACACAAUUGA
Molecule: messenger RNA, 2496 nt
Organism: Pseudogymnoascus verrucosus
Lineage: Eukaryota; Fungi; Ascomycota; Leotiomycetes; Thelebolales; Thelebolaceae
Exons: 1
Coding region: 682-2496 (604 amino acids)
Source: RefSeq, a predicted model, not a curated record